GCCCCUUUCUACGUACGCCUGCUCUCGUCUGCUUUCCAGGCGAGGCGCAGUUCAACUCGAACGAGCCUAAUGCCGCUCACGCCUCUCGUUUAUUGGGCUCAACGCCAUGACGACAUUUACCUGCGAGUGGAGCUGACGGACGCUCAGAACAUCGAUGUCCAAGUGCAUGAAAAAGUGCUUCAGUUUAGAGCCCAGGGCCAUGGUGCAAAAGGACAAAAUGAAUACGAGUUCAGUUUGGAGUUUCUUUUACCGGUAAAGUCAGAGGUGAGCCACAGGUCCACGCAGCGGCAGGUGAAUAUCACUUUGCAGAAAGAGCAGCGAGGCUGGUGGGAAAGACUGACGCUACAGGAGCGCAAACCACUCUUCCUGACACCAGACUUCGACCGCUGGCUGGACGAGUCCGAUGCUGAGAUGGAGAUCCGGGAAAAAGAGGACAAAAGGAACAUGCUGAAGGCUUCAAGGCACGAAGAGGAAGGGUUCGUCAGCCUGACAACAGGAUAUUUGUUUGUGUAUAAUCUGGUUCAGUUUCUUGGCUUCUCAUGGAUCUUUGUCAACAUGACCGUGCGGCUCUUUAUCUUUGGCCAAGAUUCUCUGUAUGACACAUUUCACACCAUAUCGGAUGUGAUGUUCUUCUGCCAGACCCUGGCCUCAGUAGAGGUCAUUAACGCUGCUUUUGGUGUAGUCCGGACGGGUGUUAUUCCGACUCUUAUACAGGUGGUUGGAAGGAAUUUUAUUCUCUUCAUCAUUUUUGGUAGUGUGGAAGAAAUGCACAACCAGCCAGUCGUGUUCUUCGUUUUCUAUCUGUGGAGUGCCAUUGAGAUUUUCAGGUAUCCAUUUUACAUGCUGGGCUGUUUCAACACAGAGUGGAAAACCCUCACAUGGCUGCGGUACACGAUCUGGAUACCGCUGUACCCAUUAGGUGUUGUAGCUGAAGCUGUUGCUGUGGUCCAAUCCAUUCCCAUCUUUGACGAGGCCAAACUCUUCCGCAUUCCUCUGCCCAAAGCCGUCGGUACCUCCAUCAGCUUCUCUUGCGCCCUGUACGUCUAUCUCGUCCUCAUGUUUCUGGGACUCUUUAUCAACUUUCGUCAUCUUCACAAGCAAAGGAUGAGGCGUUUCCGUACCAAGAAGAGGAAAGCAAAUUGAGCUUCAGCACCAACAACAACACUCCUCUGACACCUUUGCUGCCUGCUUGUUUCUGGAUGACAUGUUUAAAAUUAUACUCAACAGUGUUCCAGUCAAAUUAGUAGUUUUUGUUACAGGAAGUUGUUUUUCUUUAAUUUGUGGUCAACAUGAACAUCCUCUAUGAUGCAAUAUUUCAUCAUUGCAUUGACUUUCAUAAACUGGUGAUUAAUUUCUUUAAGAUGUAAGUUCGUAUUUCGUAGAUAAGAAAAGCACUAUAAUAAGCCAUAGAAAUUGAUAUCUAUCCUUUUGUGAUACUGUUUCCUUUGCAGUGGUAUUGUUAGUGUUAUUUGAGAUACAGUCAUUUGUGUAUGAAACAAGAACAAAUCUCAAGAAAUACUUUAAUUGUUAACAUUCCAGAUUUUUGAACCGUCCAACAAACCUCAGGAAAAACGACUCUGGUUACUUCUAAAAUCUGAACAUUUUGUGUCACUUCUGCUCAAUAAUAUCCUGCUAUGUAGACUUUGUAUGCCUUCCCCGCUUUAUUUCAUUAUUUUCACCUGAAUUUUAAAUGCCAACAAUAACAGUCAUUUCACAGGUUUCUUGUAAAUGUUAUUUGACACUGAAUAAAAAAAUGUUAUCUGGUCAA
This is a messenger RNA of Anarrhichthys ocellatus (wolf-eel), 1768 nucleotides long. It is a transcript of the gene hacd3, whose product is annotated as 3-hydroxyacyl-CoA dehydratase 3. Bases 70 to 1143 code for a protein of 357 amino acids. Gene Ontology annotation, cellular component: endoplasmic reticulum membrane. Gene Ontology annotation, biological process: fatty acid elongation; sphingolipid biosynthetic process; very long-chain fatty acid biosynthetic process. The transcript is spliced from 11 exons. Gene Ontology annotation, molecular function: 3-hydroxyacyl-CoA dehydratase activity. The record is from RefSeq and is a predicted model, not a curated record. NCBI's taxonomy places the organism in Eukaryota, Metazoa, Chordata, Actinopteri, Perciformes, Anarhichadidae.